Messenger RNA from Misgurnus anguillicaudatus (oriental weatherfish), 671 nucleotides. Lineage: Eukaryota; Metazoa; Chordata; Actinopteri; Cypriniformes; Cobitidae. The record is from RefSeq and is a predicted model, not a curated record.
AUUUACCGCCAAUUUCAAAGCCGGACACAGUCAGCCGCGCGCUUCUGCACACACAUCUUUCUGUGUUCCCGCGCUGUGCGUGUUGUAGUGAAGCGUCUGAAGUAAAAUGCCGUGUUGUGAAGCCGCAGGUGCCGUUUCCCCGCAGAAGAGAUGCAGGAGUCACGCGAGCGAAGAAAACACGGUGUUAAAAAUCGCCAAACUAACGGAGAACGCCACGACACCGACUCGAGGAUCGAACCUAGCUGCGGGCUACGACUUGUACAGUGCGUAUGAUUACAGCGUUGGUCCGAUGGAUAAAGUUCUGGUGAAGACGGAUCUCCAGAUCGCGGUUCCACACGGAUAUUACGGCAGAGUCGCUCCUCGCUCAGGUCUGGCUGUGAAGAACUUCAUUGAUGUUGGUGCCGGUGUAGUGGAUGAGGACUACAGGGGGAAUCUGGGAGUUGUGCUGUUUAAUUUUGGCAAAGAGCCUUUUGAAGUAAAGAAAGGCGACCGCAUCGCUCAACUCAUCUGUGAGAGAAUCUGUUACCCGGAGCUGCAGGAGUUAAAGACACUGGAUGAAACUGAGAGAGGUGUGAACGGCUUUGGCUCUACUGGCACAAACUAACCCAUCUGUUACUGAUUUUAAAUAUGUAAAAUAAAAGUUAUGAAAUAAAGACUGUACUACAAUUGUU